CUGCAUUUGUCUCCCGCUGUUUCUUCUGCUUAUUCUGGAGAGGACACAAACACGUGGAGAGAUCAAGAAGACAGUUUUUAUGUAUACUUUGUUGAAAAAGUGCGCGUAAUUCUUUUUUGAGGAUGAAGGUUAAAGUGUUAAGCAGAAAUCCCGAUGAGUACUUACGGGAGACUAAACGAGACCUUCACAAAAUCCCGCGUAACUUCGAUCCCGCAUUGCAUCCCUUCCAAGCGGCCAGGGAGUACACGAAAGCACUGAAUGCCGUGAAGCUCGAGAGGGUGUUCGCGAAGCCGUUCCUGGGCUGCCUGGAAGGCCACAGGGACGCGGUGUCCUGCAUGUGCAAACAUCCCUCCGAGCUGGCCACCCUUCUGAGCGGCGCUUACGACGGCGAGGUGAGAACGUGGAAUCUCGGCCAGGGCACGUGCACCCGCGCGUUUCUGGCUCACGACGGCAUAGUCCGCGGUAUUGCGUACGCGCCGGACGGGAAACGUUUCGUCACCGUCGGCGACGACAAGACGAUCAAGACCUGGGACGCCGUCUCCGCUGGCGGGGAGGAGGAACCCGUGAAUACUAUUGUCAGCAAAACGGUAUUAACUGGUAUAACUCAUCAUUGGACCAAACCUGUAUUUGCUACUUGCGGAGAAGGAAUAUGUCACAUGUGGGAGGACACUCGUAACGAGCCGCUUCGUUCAUUCAAAUGGGGCGUGGAUAGUUUGCUCGACGUUAAAUUUAAUCCCGUGCAAAGGGAUCUUUUAGCCUCCUGCGCCAGCGAUCGCAGCAUAAUUUUAUAUGAUACUAGAGAGACAGGACCAUUAACAAAGAUAGUAAUGAAAUUACGGAGCAACAAGCUCUCUUGGAAUCCCAUGGAAGCUUUCAUCUUUACCUGUGCCAAUGAAGAUUACAAUUUGUACACCUAUGACAUCCGCAAGUUCAAGACGCCCGUUAAUGUGCACAUGGAUCACGUCGAGGCCGUGAUAGACGUGGAUUAUUCGCCGACGGGGAGGGAAUUCGUUUCGGGCAGUUACGACAAGUCGAUUCGUAUUUUCGAGGUGAAUAAAGGCCACUCGCGAGAAGUGUACCACACAAGGCGCAUGCACAGACUUACCUGCGUCGGAUGGUCGCUCGAUAGCAAAUACGUGAUUAGUGGCAGCGACGAGAUGAAUCUACGUGUGUGGAAGGCUAAAGCAUCGGAGAAGCUCGGCGUUCUGAGAGCCAGAGAAAGGAACGCGCUGCUUCUCAAUGACGCCUUGAAAGAGAAGUACGCGGCGCAUCCGCAAGUUCAACGAAUUGCGCGUCACAGACACGUGCCGAAACACAUAUACAAUGCGCGGGCCGAAUUGCGAGAGAUUCGCGAGAAAGGUAGACGCAAGGAGGCCAAUAGACGUUAUCAUUCUAAAAAGGGAACUGUGCCAUUCAAGUCAGAAAGGCAAAAGAGUGUUGUGGGUAGAGACAGCUGAAGCGGCGUGUAUCUCGUAUUCUCGGAUCAUUCCAUCUAACACGAUCAAACGCAUCAUUUCGAUAUUUAUCGACACAGCACUCGUUGGUUGUCUCAAAUUGAUCUUUAUACUGUUGGAUUCUACAGGAUGUUAUGUAAGUCUUAAAGGAGUACUUUGUAUUAUAUUUAUUGUAAUAAAUAAUUUCUCUUGACAUUAUACAACGCAUCGCGAUAAUAAAUUCAUAAAACAUUA
Wasmannia auropunctata (little fire ant) is the source of this 1688-nucleotide messenger RNA. Its product is annotated as DDB1- and CUL4-associated factor 13. Gene Ontology annotation, molecular function: protein binding. Gene Ontology annotation, cellular component: small-subunit processome; nucleolus. The record is from RefSeq and is a predicted model, not a curated record. The transcript is spliced from 7 exons. Gene Ontology annotation, biological process: maturation of SSU-rRNA from tricistronic rRNA transcript (SSU-rRNA, 5.8S rRNA, LSU-rRNA). The coding region runs from base 123 to 1457 and encodes 444 amino acids. NCBI's taxonomy places the organism in Eukaryota, Metazoa, Arthropoda, Insecta, Hymenoptera, Formicidae.